AUGAACGAACAUAGGCUGGAACAACAGACCGAUGGACACGAGAUGGUAGUCGUCGACCAGACGCCCACACGAGAGCAGGGUAAGGCUGCACGACGAUUAGAAAGAUUCGAAAGAAGGGUUAUAAGAAACCGCAUAGCCCACCUCGACCAAGCGCUCGCACGCGCUCGUGAGGACGCAUACGCGGCACAUUACCGCGCGGCCAAUCUGAGCGCAAAAGUCGAAGAGGAACGGCCAACCCUCAUCGAGGCCUUGCUUCCAUACGAAAGGCGCAAAGCGGCAAGAUCGAAACAAAGAGCCAGAACGCGUCACAAGGAGCUUCUGAACCGGUUCUUUCGCCUGCCUCGAGAGAUCCGCGACUUAAUAUACCACCACGCCUGGAGCGGCACGAUAAUCCCCUUCUACCAAGAGCUAACCUGGAACUUCGCCGAACACGAUAAUAUCCCCUGGGGCCCAGUUAUGACAGCUGAGUAUUCAUCUACUGGUACAUACAGGGCAAGUCUCAUGUCGGUAUGCGAUCUUGUCCCACCAAUGAACGGAGGCCCCUGCAAGGGGCUUAGACACGCGCAAGAGUACGCCUGGAUUUGGACGAACCAGCAGAUAUUCUCAGAGUCUACGGCGCAGUUCUAUCGCUACACCCAGUUCACAUGGUCACCGCGGGCUGAGCGGCACUACUAUCACAUGUGCGCGCAUAUUGUCCCUAGGCGCAAAUUGUACGAGUCAGCAUACGCCUUCCCGAACAUCCUCCUCGCACGCCGCGUGCUGCUCGAUGUAGGAUACGAAAUAUGCCUCGACGUCGUCAACCAUGGUAUAUCGGCCUCACUUCUGGAACUGUUGGCUAUGGCGAGAAAAGGUGAAGAGAAGAAGGCGCUGCAGGUGAGUUGGAUAAGUAAUAUGGCGGACAUGAAACUUUUUCAACUCAAGGAUUUGGUGCCGGCUAGUACGCCUCACUCGAUGGCUAGUAGAGCGUUUGAGGAGCUGGUGUUGAAGGAUUUGGAGGGGGUGGGCUGGGAGAUUGCGGUUGGUGAAGAGGAAGGGUAA
Molecule: messenger RNA, 1038 nt
Organism: Alternaria triticimaculans
Lineage: Eukaryota; Fungi; Ascomycota; Dothideomycetes; Pleosporales; Pleosporaceae
Exons: 1
Coding region: 1-1038 (345 amino acids)
Source: RefSeq, a predicted model, not a curated record